AUGCGCGGGGACCGUGAGAUCGUCGAGGCAUGCCAGGGCUACGACAAGGUCCACCUGUGCCGCAACUUGGUGUGCCACGAGGAGGGCCAGCACUUCAAGGAGUAUGGCGUGGCCCGCGACUUUGACGGCGAGCGUUUCCACCUGAAGAACGCGGAGCUUGGUGCGGCUAAGGCGGGCAGGACACUGUGGACCUGGUUGUGGGCAGCCCCGGCGAAGGCCUCGAAACCGUUAAAGGAGUUUGGCUCCGAGUCCGAGACAGAGCUGCUGCACGAGGACCGGCGGGCGACGGUGUUAGGCGGUGUCGUCUUCAUGCACAAGGGUCGGGUCGCCGAUCAAACUCGCGCCGUCGAUCUCCGGCCCCGGCUUCUCUUCCUGACCAAGACGAUCCUGAAGAACCUGAGCUUCCUCCCAGUGAAGGCCGGUGUCACGAGCGAGCCAGGCAAGAGAGUGCGUGAGGACCACCCCGUGCCGCUGCUCGAGGAGUUCUUCAACCAGUACGCGGAGGGCCGGGACGCAGGCUUGACCGAGGAGGAGGAGGUGACCAAGGAGCUCAUCCGCCUCGCCAUCCUCGAGCAGGAGAAGGGAACAGUUUCGGCACCAUCGUGGGAGUUGGUGGAGACUUCGCCCGAGAAGCAAGCUGCUCGACCCGAGAAGCCCCCAACUCCGAUCCGUAUCGGCAACCCUGGCAUCUUCGGUGUUGAUGAGCGGAAGGCCGGGGCCACCGACACGGGCGCCUUCGAUGAAAUUGCUCGAGCCAUCCAGUCGCAGACCGUGGAGAUUGCGUCGUUGGUGAAGAGCCACACCGAGAACACAGCCGUCCCACCCGGCACGGUCAAGGGCCUGAACCGCACGUCCGAGGAGCUGGUUUUCUUGUUGAGGGCUUGCAACCAGUACCAGGUGACGGUGGGUGCGGGUGAGCAGGGCCAGGCUUUAGCGAACGCGCUCCUUUCGGCUCAGGUGGGUGCCUCUACAAAGCUCCGACGUGCGGGCUUCAAGCAGAAGGUCACGACAAGGCUGGCGGUGGGGCUGGCGGGACCUUACUGGGGGACCCAGGAAAAGCACGCCUUGAACGCCACGGACUUCGUUGCCCACACCGAUGCGGAGCUGGACGCGUUCGUGCAGGAGAUCAGAUCAAGUAAGGCGGGCGUCGAGCAGCGGCCACAGCCCCCCACGAAGCUGGAGGACUGGGAGGGGCGCGUCAGACGUCAGAACGACGUGUGGGCCCUCGUGUACGGGAGCGAGUGGAAGCCGGUGCGGACCCACGCCCUGGAGCGUCUUUUGGAGUGGCACCAAGCCGAGCCGCACAAGUGGCCGCUGACCGUGCUCAUGGAUGUUUGGGAGGAGCUUCACUGGCGUUUCUUCGAGGAGCUGAAGGAGUCGUUGAGGCUGUUGAAGAAGGAGGCGGGCAGGGAGACCAUGUCGUUGUCCGAUAUCAAGUUCUUCGCGCUGAUGCCCAAUGCAGCGGGAACGGCAUGGCUCGAGCUCCCCCGCACGUUCGACCUCAAGUUCCCCGACGGCUGGUUCAUGACGGAGGUGCUGCCGCGCAUCGAGAAGGAAGCAGGCGGUGAUCAGAAGCCCGAGGUUGCCUCAAAGCCGACGGUCAAGAACCUGUGGGGCCCCAAGCUGACCACGGAGGAGGUGAAUAAGGCGAAGGAGCGGGCCCCGUUGGACAGAGAAGGGCUCCUGUUGUGCUGGGGGGCCUUGACCCACAUGGGGUGCAGCAACCUAGCGUGCGGCCGUUCUCACGCCGACCUCCAGGGCAAGUUCGAGGCACUCGACCCGUGUGUGCAGAUGCAGUUGCUCCGGCGUGGUGGGCUCCGGAGGAUGAAGCCAGAAACGAAGGAGUCCGCGGCGGAGAAGAUCAAGGGCAUCAGGGCCGCCGUCGCCAAGGAUAAGGCCGCGAAGAUCACCGACCGUAAGUCGGGCCACGCCGAUGAUGAACCACAAGGCGAAACGCGGGCGGGCGGCGAGAAGGUUGUGCAGUUUGAGGAGAUCCCGGAGGAGUUUGGCGCCGUCGACUACACCGCCGCGGAGGAGGACUUGCGUGAAGCCUUGAAGGGCCCCGACGGUGCGUGGCUUCAAGAGAGCGGAGGAUCACAGCAUGCCACGGAGGUCGCGAACGGCGCAUCUGCGCCGCAGGAGGCGAAGGACCUGGUGACACAGGCCGAGAACCUCGCGAAUGGGCCUGUUCUCGGUAAGCUCCACAACGCUUCCGAUGACCUCUUUGCAUGGGCGGCCACACGCGUUGCAGCCGCCCCUCACGCCACCUUGGAGGACGUCCUCGGCGAGAUGGCCACUUAUGGCAUGGGUGAGAUGGCGGCCGAAGCCACUGACAUCCUUGAGGCCCAGUGCGGUGCCCGCGCAGGCUCCUCAGGGGGCAUCCAGGUGUCGGAGGUUGUUUGGGAAUCCGGACGACCGGGCAAGGCCACAGCAACGAUCGAAGGGGUUGUCUGGACCGUUUGGGAUUACAAGGAGGAGGUCCGGAUGUCGGAGGAACUUGCGGGCAUGCUUCAGCAGCCCGAGGAGGCCAUGGAGAAGCGGCAGUGCGUUACCAAGGCGAUCGCAGCGGGCAUCUUGUGGAGACAGUUGGCCAGGCAACCAAUGCCCGGGGAGGUCGAGGCGAAGGCUCUGGAGUUACGCCUGGAGCAGACAAGGCUGGCGCUCGAGGCACAGGCCGUGAUGGGUGAGCCGGCUCACAAGGUUGCCCCCAUUGAGGCCGAGAUCCGCAUCUACACCCACGACACCGCUCGCGCCAACCACGAUAAGGACUUCAGAUCGUUGGCGGUGUUCCCCUUGCUGGACUUGGAGGAUUGCAAGCUGGUGGUGGUGCGGGCUGACUAUAAAGGGGAUGUCGUCGUUGAAACAGUGACGGGCCCUCUGUGGCGCGAUGGUGGUUGGACGCUGUGGACGCUAAUCUGGAGGGGCCACAUGGUGUUUUUGGAGCCACCCCCGAGCUUGCAGGCCGAAGUUUUCCUGGACCGCUGGCAGCCGUACGACACUCCGGCGCUGGGCUUCUUGUUUUUCUGGCACACUCGGCACGAUCAGGAGCGCACUUCCCCGGGCGCAGUCCAGUGCCGUCUGUGUAAAGGGCGCAAGGCAGGGGACACAGUGGUGCAUGUUCGCAGGGAGAGCAACCUUGCGGCAGCAGCCAUCGUCGGCUGCAUCCGGGCUGGCUCAAGGCCCAACUUUGACAAAGUCAACGUCAGGGGCCCCAGUUUGUGCUUCCAGGAGGUGUUCGCCGGCGCCGGUGUCAUGACCAAUGGCUGGGCCGCUGCGGGAGUCCGUGUGCUCGAGCCGGUGGAGGUUUGGGAAGAUCCUUUUCAACGUGUUGGCCACCGCCCAGAUCACGAUUUGUCUAGGGGUGAAGUCCAGAAGCGCAUGCUGUACCUCGCCAGCGGUGGCGAGGCCAACAUAUGGUGGAUCGCGCCUCCCUGUACCAGCUUCUGCGACUGGGGCGCCCAGAACGGCGGCACACGGACUUUUCAGUGCCCUUGGGGGGGUACCCAAGACCGGCCCCACAAGGAUGUGGAGCUGCAGGGCAACAUGUUGAGCAAAGUGGCAGCAGAGCUUUUUCUUUGCGCCCUCCGGAACGGGGCUUUUCCCAUCGUGGAGUCGUCGGGGGCCUCAGGUCGCUAUCCCAAGAUGUGGGACCUCCCGUGGUGGCGAGACAUUUUGGCGAGGCCAGAUGUUCAGUUUGUGGAGUUUCCGAUGUGCGCCUUUGGCCUGGGCCCGCCGGAUGGUGACGGCUACUAUCACCACCGUACUCGGGUGGUCUUCCCUCGGUGCGAAGCCUUGGCCUCAGCUUUGUCGCGGUGCUGUCCAGGAGUCGGCGCCUCUCAUCGGCAUGUUCCUUUGGCUGGUCGUCCGGGCGCUUCGCGCUCCCGGUGUGCCGAGGCUGGAGUGUACCCGCAAGAGUUUGUUCGGACCGUUGUCUCUACUUUGCAGCAGACUUUGGUGGCUGGGGGGGGACAUGACGGUGAGCCACAGUGGCUGGAGGAGGAGACCAGAGCGGGCGGCGAGAUGUUCGGCGCAAGGGGGGAAAAGCUCGGCUGCCGCCAUGGAUGGUUGGACGAGCUCGACGACAUCGAGGCCUCUGAAGCCUCCACCCUGCUGUCCGCAACCGACUGCCCAACGCGUGGAUGGGUCGCGGACUACGAGGAAACCAGGGCUGGUGGGGUUGAGUUGUACAACGCACCAUCGGAGGAGGCAAAGUUUGCGGCCAAGCAGUACAUCGAGCUCGCGGGGAAGACUGGACUGGGGUGCCCGGGGGCGUGGAAGCGUGUGUGCGAGAAGGGCGAGUGUCUCGUUCGCAAAGCGGGAUCAGUGAGGUUGGCUGCCGAAAGCUUGUGGGCAGCGCGCGAGGAAGGGGGCCUCAACAAUUUGCGGGGUGUCGACGAGGCCAGCCUGGACACCGUGUUGCACCCCGACCUCCUUGGCUACCUUCGCGAUGUUCGCAAGAGAGGCCUUGCAGCCAGGUUCGUCGGCAAACGGCAGAGGUGUCAGGCCAAGGUCCACCCAAAUGGUCGCAGGAACCUGGCCCAGGUUUACCGUCAGAUCUGGAAGGAUGUUGGCAAGCUCCGGGUGCUGGUGGUUCCGUCGCACAUGGAGGGCCUAGGCCCUGUGGUAUCUAGCCCCUUCGACGCUGUGGACAAGAUGCUUCCAGAUCGUUCGAUUGCGCCAGACAAACGCAUCGUGCACGACCAGCGGGUGAUCAACGAGGGCACCCACAAGGACUGGCAUCCUCCGGCGGUGCAACCCCGACACGAACAGGUGGCGCGUUUGGUUCUGUUCGCCAAGUCUCAGCUACCGGGUGUUGAAGUUCUCAUGAGCAAGAAGGACAUUGCGGGCGCUUUUCGGCUGCUGUGGGUUGACCCCAAGGAUGUCGAGUUGUUCGCGGGCGACCUGCCGUGGGUGCCGGAGGAAAUGGAGGAGGGGGAAGACGCAGCCGGCGAGGGCAUGACCAUCGUCUACCUGGUCAGCUCCUUCGGUUUCUCAGGUUCUCCGGGAGAAUGGACAGUGUGGGGCAAGGCCACAGAGGAGUUUCUACGGCGCCAUCGCCCGUCGUUGCCACGACGGGACCUGUCUUGGUCGUUCGAGAGUCGUAUCUUGGUCGACGACAACGUGCUGGUCGAGCCUUUGGUUGGUUUAAGACCGUGGGUUGCAAGCGAGGUCUACGAGCUCGGGGUGAAGACGCUGUUGGGCGAGGCGGCGGUGAACCGCGAAAAGGAUUUGGUCGAGGGCCCCUUCCGCACCUUCCAGACCGUUUGGGGCCUGGAUAUGGACACGGCCACCGAGGAGAUCCAUCUUCCGGAACGUCGGAUCCUCAAGGGGGCCCACUUGCUCAACGACGGGGCCUUUGAGUACGGGUGCAAGGACUUGACGGCCCGGGCGGUGCAACGCUUCCGGGGCACUGGCGUCGACGGUGGCGCCAAAGUGUGCCCAAAGAUGUGGGUGCCCGGCGACGAGGAGGAGUGCGAGCAGGCAUGGCGCGACCUUUGGGAGUUGUUCGAGGAGUCGCAGUGGUUGUGUGCAAGGCCCGAGACGUGGUCUACGAAGUUCGGGGCGAGCAUGAGGGAGCUGCUUCCGAUCCGGGAGCGUCUGGCCUUGCCGGGCGAGUGGGAGGCCGGGACCGUCUUCGUUUCAUCGGAUGCAACCAAGGUGAUGAUCGCAGCCAUCGACUGGACCACGGGAACGGUGAUGCGAAUGAAAGCAAAGACUGCGGCUGAGUGGGUGCAGCGGUGCGGCGACGGCGAUGAGGUGGCCAUCCACGUGGCAGAGAUGCUCUCGUUCCUCGCCUUUGCGUGCAAGGUCGGGGAGUCGUGGGAGGGCAAGAUCGUCCUCUAUGGCGGGGACAACAAGAUCGUGAAGGAGUGGAUCACAAGCCGCAAGGCGGGAACCCGCGUUGGCCGCAUUCUGGUGAGAGUUGUCAACCUUCUGGAAAUGCGUUUUCGCUUUGCAUUGGUGGCUACUUGGUGGCGCACGUUCCACAACGUCCACGCGGACCUCCUGACCAGGUGCUCCGACGACGAGUUCCAGGCCGUUGUGAACGAGAAGGGGUGGACUGUCGUUGACGUGACCGACGCCCUUCGUCAGGCCCUCGUGGACUCAGAGCGCUUUGGCCCGUGCCUGCUUGCUUGGGGCGAGGAGGACAGGCGUGUGCUGAUGCAACUCAAAGAGCGGAGGCUACGUCGGGCGGUGCCCAACACCAUCAGCCCUACGUGGAGUGAGUUCCGUGCAGUCGAGCUUUGUGGGGCGGGCCGGGUCGUCAAGGACUUCGUCAACGCAGUGGAGGCGGUCGGGGGUUCCUGCCGUUCGGCUUUUUGGUCAGAAGCGGUGCUACCGGACGAGGUUGUUUUUGCGUCCCUGCCUCCCGACGUGCACGCAAAGACAGUGGUGGCAGCCUGCACGGCCGCCGUCAAUGGGCAGGCCCGAUUCGUUGUGAUGGAGGGGCCGCGCCAAGUCGCUUGGGAGCAAGCGGCUAAGGUCUUCGAGAGGGCUAUGUGGGACCACGAGACCCAGGAGUUCCUCACUACGGAGUUCGGGGAAAUUGCUGUGAGGCGGAGAAAGUGUUUGGUGGAGAAGCAGUGGUUUCGUCCGGACAAGAUCGUCGUCGACACGGGCAUCCCGAGAGAGCCCCUCCUUCCACUGCUGAAAGGGCACUACUGGACAGGGGGAGCGAGACAUGUUUUGAUGAGUACGAGUGGCCCGCUGCGCUGGCCCCUGUGCGAGAACCAGGAGAUCCAGAAGUGCGUCGUGUGGGACCCUCGAGGCCCACCUGGUGCAGUUCGUAUCCUCACCGGGAAAGAGGUGUGGCGGUGUCAGGGCCGCCAGGAGGACUUGUGGGAUCAUCUUCAGCGUGACGGGCACCCCGAACAAUCCCUUCUGAAGGAGGGCAGCAAAGCAACAGGUGGCCAGACUGCGGCCGCCCUGGUGCUCAUGGCAGGCUACUCCGUUGGCGCAGAGUCACGUGCCGGUGGAGUCCGCGACCUCUUUGAUGACGCGAACCUCGCCAAGGUGUUGGAGUGGCUAAAGCGAUGGAAGAGAGGCCUGUUCCCCCGCGCAACUCCGGGUGAUCAUGACCGUCGUGCUGGGGGCCACGGACACCCAGAGGAUGAAGACCCGUCACGAGGCUGCAGCGACGGCGGGCCACACAGCGUUGGUCACGACACCGUGUGGCGUUGGGGCGAUGCACUAUGGGUGCCCGAUUCGAGCAGCGAGGAUGAGAAUGAAGGGGAGAACGACCGGAAAGCCGGGGCGCCUCGCAAAGGCGUGCGCCGCGGCAAGGCCGAAGCAGUUCAAGCCGAAGCCCAAGUCCAGCUGGACCAGGGCCCUGUGCGCCCCUUCACCGGGGAGGUUGGUACCUACGUCGAUGAGUGGGUGGAGGACAACCUAUGUGGCUACCUCGCCGACAGCACCACGAAGCAGUACGCGGGCAUCUACUACAAGUGGAGAGCGUGGGGCGCAAGGCAAGGGUGGCCCACUGAGUUCCUCGACAAGUCGGUGCCGGUCGAGGCGAACGAGAACAAGCUGCUUGGGUUUUUGGGGUAUCUGGGAUGGUUGGGGUGCUCCGUGGCAACACUGAGACAGGCCGUCUUUGCGAUAAAGGAUGGGCACAAGAGAGGAGGCCAAGGGGACCCCACCGAGAAGAUGCAUCGCUUGUGGAUGCUGCUGGGCGCUUUGGAGAAGAGGUCCCCCAAAAAGCCAAGGCGGUUGGGCGUCACACCGGGCAUGCUCCAGUGGGUCGCGGACGUAAUGGGCCCGCACUUGGCAACCACGGCUGAGGAACGCUUCGACUCGGCGAUGAUGAUCGCGGCCCUCAGCACUGCAUGGUUCUUCAUGUUGCGGGCUAAGGAGUACUGUGACUCCAACGGGGUCGACCUCGCGAUGAUCAUGAGAGGGGUCGACUUCAAGAUCGAGGCGGACUCCGGGGGCGACUACUACGUCACCCUCCAGUUCAGGAAGACGAAGACGGACCAGGAGGCCUUCGGCACGUGCAAGACGAUGUAUGCAUCGGGGGUCAAGAACCUGUGCGUGGUGAACGCCCUGCGGACCUUCAAGGAGAUCGCCCCUCAGAGGUUCGGACAAGGUGCAGAGGCCCUGAAGCCUCUCUUCAGAUGGGCGAAUGGUCAGAUGCUGAAGCGUACCCAGGUGCAGUACCUUUUACAACAGGCAGCUGCCGGAGUGGGCCUUCCUCCUGAGAGGUUCAUGUCGCACUCGCUCCGCAUCGGAGGAGCCUCGGCACUUUUCCAGGCCACUGGAGAGAUCGAGGUGGUGAAAAGAACGGGGAGAUGGUCGUCGUCAGCAGUGCAGCGCUACCUGCAUGACGGCGAGACCGCCUUGAAACAGGCGGCGAGCAAGAUGGCAUCCGUGGAACAGCGAGUUCACUACACAUGA
Messenger RNA from Symbiodinium necroappetens, 8394 nucleotides. The record is from the annotation of a GenBank genome assembly. Lineage: Eukaryota; Dinophyceae; Suessiales; Symbiodiniaceae.